AUGCCAUUUCAUGGAGAGAUAAUAGGGAAUUUGAACCUUGCUUCAGCUGAGUGUAGGCUUGUAACUGGCGCUAAAUUUUGUCAAGGAAUGAAACAUUCCUUGAAAAAGGGAGCUGCAGCACCUUAUGAUAAACCAAAUAUUACUUCAUUCAUUACUGGCAAUCUGACAGUAAAUGAAAGCGAUACACUGAAUCUAACGUGUAUAGCUGAUGGUAAUCCAGAACCAAGUAUUGCAUGGAUAAGACUCUCGGACGAGAGACCUGUGCACUCUCCCUUGACCAUCACUGGUAAACAGGAUGAAGGAAAAUACAGAUGUGUGGCCACUAAUGGUGUGGGACACCCUGACAGUAGGAAUGUCUACAUCUUCGUACAAAGACACCGCCCAGAAAACACUAUUAAGACAACCAAUUUGACUGCUAAUACCGUUGUUGUAAAUACGACAUUCAGUAUUACCUGCAGUGCACAGGGCAACCCACCUGCAAAGUAUCGAUUCUACAAAGGAAAUGAGUUUUUAAAUGACUCAGACAAUGAUGGAGUGAUUACAACUUCAGUUAAUGAAAGAGUACUCAUGUUGAAUUACAGUUGUAUCCCGUUCAAUCUUUAUGCUAAUGGAAUAAAAGGAGUGAUAGCAGUGACAAUACACUAUGCCCCACAAGUCACGGUCUCACCAGAAGUAAAAACUGUCGUCGAAGGAAGCAACUUGAAUUUGACAUGUGCUGCUUCUGGCAAACCAAAACCCAGUAUAAAAUGGACUAAGGUUGACAGUUCUGAUGUUCCACACAAUGGCUUGCUACUUACCAUUGUGAAUAUAACCAGACCUAGGACAACAAACAGCAGAAUCGAGUAUCAAUGCAUGGCUAUUAAUGGAGUGGGGACGCCUGCGAUAGCUACGGCCAGCAUCACAGUGAACUAUCCAGCAUUGAUCACCAACCCUGAAAAUGAGACAUUCAUUAAGAAACCCGGAGAAGUGUCAGCUUUUCUUGUUACAGAGACGGUUAUCCAACACCAUCUGUUACCUGGACAAGGGGUGAUGUCAUCAUGAACUGGAAUUUUGAAGAUAAUCCUAGUAAAGUGACUUUUCAAGUAAAAGAGUCAAGCCCUGGUUGGUAUCGCUGCAAAGUUGAAAAUAAACUAAAUGUGGUUUUCAAAUGGUUUCACCUCAUGGUAACUGACGACAAAUUCUACAUUAAGUCAACCAUCACUAACAGGGACUGCAGCAACAAUCUUCAAGAAACUCUUCAGCAACUACGGU
Stylophora pistillata is the source of this 1251-nucleotide messenger RNA. RefSeq names its product neural cell adhesion molecule L1. The record is from RefSeq and is a predicted model, not a curated record. Gene Ontology annotation, cellular component: plasma membrane; cell-cell junction. Gene Ontology annotation, biological process: cell-cell adhesion. NCBI's taxonomy places the organism in Eukaryota, Metazoa, Cnidaria, Anthozoa, Scleractinia, Pocilloporidae. Gene Ontology annotation, molecular function: cell adhesion molecule binding.